This is a messenger RNA of Penicillium canescens, 1101 nucleotides long. RefSeq lists its product as uncharacterized. The transcript has a single exon. Lineage: Eukaryota; Fungi; Ascomycota; Eurotiomycetes; Eurotiales; Aspergillaceae. The coding region runs from base 1 to 1101 and encodes 366 amino acids. The record is from RefSeq and is a predicted model, not a curated record.
AUGCAGGAUCUGGUCCGUGCCUUCCCUCGGCCGAGACACACUCGGGUCAUGAAGCCUCGUAGUGCUGGCAACAGUCCUUCAGCAAUGAACAGACGGCGGUCGACCGUCAACCAGAAUAUGAUGCAUGGCAUGCCUACUCAAUAUCAGACCUCCUUGGAAGAAGCCCUCCUUGCCUCCGCGGUCCGGAAAUCUCGCCCGAUCAGUUGGCACCCAUCAUCGGCAAGAACUCGGGGCCUUUCAAACCCGCAAUGUAUGCCCGAUUACAUCUCGGACAACUAUGCCGGCAUCGGUCCUCUCCCUGAUCAGUACUUGAACUCAGCAGUCUAUGGGGGCGAAGAUUUCAUGUCAUAUCCCAUGACGGCGGAUCCAUCCUUCUCGCCAAACAGCUACUUCCCCGUCUAUUCGGACAUGCCAGAGGAGUUGCCACUCCCGCAACAACCCACGACGCUCUCAAUGACUGGCUCGCAGGUCGAGCCGAUGCCGUGGGACGUUACCGCCAUGUCAACCGAUUUUUCAGCCAUGUCGCAGCCGGCUUCCGACAAUUGGACCUUGGAUAUGCUCUCCAUGGGAACCAACAUUCCCCCACCGGAGACAACCUGCCCAAGCUAUGUCAGCGUCCCAUCUCCCGGUGAAUUGAGCGGACCAUCAACACCCGACUUUCUCCCGAUUCAACAUUUCGAAGAUCCAAUUCAGCCGAUCGCCAUGCCAAAGAAGGCCGGCAAGCCCGAGGAAGAACUGGUCGGUAUGGGUCUCUACAACCAGCCCAACGGAACAUUAGCCCGGGCCCCACAAUCAAAGUCGGGCAAGGGUCUCAAGCUCGAAGAAACAUUCACGCCUUCCGACGAAGACAAGGAUGACGAGGCGGACGCAGAGGCCGAGAGCGUCGGGCAGCAAUCGCCCCAGCAACCAGUUGUCUCGGAUGAACCUACCCCGGUCCACCAGUCGACUUUCAUCCCCAAGCAGCAGCCCAAGCAAGCUCUGAACCUGGUGCAUCGGUCUUUCUUCUUCGAACACGAUGACGCUGAUCAGCAUUCCAUGACUGCUCAGCCAUUCGCCGCCUUGAACCAACCCUGCAUGAGCUACGGCUACGGGUGGAUCUAA